CCGCUUCAAAAUGGCGGCGCCCCCUCGCGCCGGGGCCGCUCUACCCGCCGGGUCCUCCACACUCAUCUCGUUGGGUCGCGCUCCCCCCUCCUCCCCGCCUACCCCGCAGGGGGUGGCGGCGCUUGCGCAGAGGCGCGUGCGCCUACACUUCCGCUUGUCGGCGGCCGCUUCCGGGCCCCCGUUCCUUGGUAACAAUGGAGCAGAAAAUGGCCGCCUGAGAGGGGAGGGAGGGCGACGCUGCGGCUGUUUGGGGACGGACGGAGCGGGGCGAGCCGGGACCGAGUCCCCUGAGGAGCGAGGAGAGUAGCGGAGCGAGAGCUGGGGAGGCGGCGGCAGGCGGCGGGCGGUACUCUUCCACUCAUCAAGAUGGAAAGCUCAGAUUCUAGCGAUAAAGGAAAUAUUGAUCAAUCAGAAGCACAACGUCAGAGUCAACUAGAUCGUUUAGAUCGAGAAGAAGCUUUCUAUCAGUUUGUAAACAACCUGAGUGAAGAGGAAUACAGGCUUAUGAGAGAUAACAAUUUGCUAGGAACACCAGGUGAAAUUACUGAAGAAGAGUUGCUGAGAAGGCUACACCAAGUUAAAGAAGGUCCGCCACAGCAAAACAGUGAUGAGAAUAGAGUUCCCUGUCGUUUUGCAGGUGCAGAGUCCGCAGAAGAUGUUUCAAAUGGAGAUUCUAUAAUAGACUGGCUUAAUUCAGUCCGACAGACUGGAAAUACAACACGAAGCGGGCAACGAGGAAACCAGUCUUGGAGAGCAGUGAGCAGGACUAACCCAAAUAGUGGUGACUUCAGAUUCAGUUUGGAAAUAAAUGUCAAUCGUAAUAAUGGGAACACAAAUCCAGAAACUGAGAAUGAGCCAUCUGUAGAGCCUUCCGGUGGGGAGGAUUUGGAAAACAGCCAAAGUGACUCUGAAAUUCCAAGGUCUGAAUCACCAUCUGUAAGGCAGCCUGGAUCAGAAAGGAGCACUUCAGAGGAGCUGACAACUGAGGAAGCUUCCCCUCCUAGAGGGCAGAGGAGAGCGAGAAGCAGGAGUCCAGAACAGCGGAGAACACGGGCUAGGACUGAUAGAAGUAGGUCACCUAUUAAUCCAGUGAGUGAGACUCCUCGCAGGUCUCAUCACAAUACGUCAUCUCAAACGCUUGACCACUCCUCAGUGAAUGAAGCUGAGGGAAGCUCUAGAACUAGGCAGCAUGUGACAUUAAGGCAGCACACAGUGGGAACUGAGGUGCCAAGUGAAAAUGCAGUUCUGUUUUCAACCCCUGAAACAAGACCUGUUCCUCAAGCGGCAGGUUCUUCAGAAACCAAUGGCACCAGUGAGACCGCAACUCCUGGGCAGAGGCCUCCUACCAUAGUACUUGAUCUUCAGGUGAGAAGAGUUCGGCCAGGAGAAUAUCGGCAAAGAGACAGCAUAGCCAACAGAACACGGUCCAGGUCCCAGACACCCAACAACACUGUCACAUACGAAAGUGAACGGGGGGGGUUUAGGCGCACAUUUUCACGUUCAGAACGGGCUGGAGUGAGAACUUACGUCAGUACUAUUAGGAUUCCGAUCCGUAGGAUCUUAAACACAGGCUUGAGCGAGACUACAUCAGUUGCUAUUCAGACUAUGCUCAGGCAGAUUAUGACAGGCUUUGGAGAGCUGAGUUACUUUAUGUAUAGUGAUAGUGAUGCAGAUCCGAGUGGCCCAACUCCAAAUCAGAACGUGGAUGCUUCUGAGCCCCAGAAUGGAGGUGGUGGUACUUCAAGCAAUGAAAGUACAGAUGCUAGCUCAGGGGAGGUGUACGAAGGUGGUAAUGACAGUGGUUCAACAUCUGGUGCCAGACGGGAAGGUCGGAAUACGAGGGGAUCAGUCACGUUUGAAGAAAGUGGUUCUCUGCCAUUCCUUAGCCUAGCACAAUUUUUCCUACUAAAUGAAGAUGACGAUGACCAACCAAGAGGACUCACCAAAGAACAAAUUGACAACCUAGCGAUGAGGAAUUUUGGUGAGAGCGAUGCUCUGAAAACCUGUAGUGUGUGUAUCACAGAGUACACGGAAGGCAACAAGCUCCGUAAAUUGCCUUGUUCGCAUGAGUAUCAUGUCCACUGCAUUGAUCGCUGGUUAUCAGAAAAUUCCACUUGUCCCAUUUGUCGCAGAGCAGUCUUAGCUUCUGGUAACAGAGAGAGUGUUGUCUAAAUGCAGUUGGAAUUUUGGCCAAGCAGCUAGUGUGAUAGUGAUGGGCAAAGAAGUCACUUCCUUUAUGGCCACUUUUUGAGUGGUACCUCAAUGUAUAGUAAUGACUUGGAGUGAAUCUUCCAUCAUUAAAGCCUUUUCUCUGGAUUCAAGCUUUUAAAAUUGGAAAAUUUCUUUAAUUAGAGUUUUCAAGUUCUAGUCAGUUUGGGUGUUAAAUUUCACGUGUCCCAAAGACAUCUACCCACUUAAAAUAUUUUGUUUUUCUUUGUGAAGAGUAUUAAGUUCUUCCCUCACCCAGCCCCUGCCAUCGCAGUCUAAUAAACGUUUUGUCCUCAAGAUUGUGCUUAUGAGGAGUUCUUUGAGAAGUCAUCCUGACUAAACGUACAUGAGUCAUAGAGGAAUUUUUGCAAGAAAUCCAACUAUCUGAAAGAAGAAUCUGAACUUAAUUGCACACUUGAACAUACUUUUAAUUUUCAUACUGGGUUAAUAUUGGACAUGGCUGUGUAAAUAACACUAAUGUUAGCCCUUUCCCCAUCACUAUGGCACGCUGUAGGAUGAGCUGUUAGCUUAAUUGGGAUAUUUAUCUUGUUGUGGAAAUAUAAGAAUUGCCUAUGCUUGUUGAAAUAAAAAAAAAAUAUCUGUUUUAAAAUUGUAAAGCUUUUUUGUAGAAGCUCAGUACUUUUCCAAUGCACUGUUGUACUAACGCAUUAAGAAUUAAAAUUGUACCCUGCUUAGAAAUCAAGAACGCUUUUCAUACAAAACCCACCACACAGAGCGCAAAUACGAGAGAGCUGCUUUUGUAACUGUGUACCUGUCAAGAGCAGUGCAUAUCUGUACUAUUUAUGUGAACAGCUACUGUAAUAUAAAAACAGUUGAAUUAGACAUCUGAAUUGCAUUAAAAACAAAAACAAAACAAAAUCAGAAAUGAAAUGUUAUAAUUGCAGUGUUGUGGCUCGGUAACGCCACCAAAAAAGGUGAUAAAAAUUAGAGACUGCUCUAAUGGCUGGUUACUUCUUGGUAUGGUUGCUAAUAUGUAAUAAUACAAACCCGUAUGUACCAAUUCAGUGAAGUUUAUGCCCAAUUUUUCUAUCAAAUUUUACUUUCAAUUUUUGCAGCAACUCUGUAACUAUUCAGCAGACAGGAUUGAGUUUCUAUUUUCUUCCCCCCCAACUUUAACUAUAUGAGUAACCUCUGGCCCUGGUGAGUGAACAUGCUGCGCUAGCCAGUGUUAGUGGCCUGUGGCUCAAGUGCCACUGAACAAUAACUUAAGUAUUUACUGAAAAACAGAUUAGUAGAGUGUUAGGUUAACUUUUAAAAUUACAAUUGAUUAUGGGAGCACACUUGCAAUGUAGCAAAUUCUAAGAAUAACGUUUAAAAAACCCAUCAAACUCUUUAUGCUUGUAUUGCACAGAUUAAAAUGAAUUGAAUUUAUUUCUAAAAUUAUGUGUGUGACAUAUCAAAAUCAAGAAUCAGAGAAUGUACCUUGACUCAUCAGUGUCAGGGGAAAAAUCCUUCAACCUCAAUGACCAAUUCUUUGGUUUGUUCUUUAUUUUUUUUUCCUAGCUUAUGUGUGCAACAAGGACAGCGAUAUUUAUUUCAGCACCGGGGCAGUAGUUAUGAAGGAAUAUGAACUGCUCUUGCUGGCUAUGUGGGAAAUGUGGCUUGUUCCUCAGAUGACAAAACCAAAGCCGGCCUAUCUCUUUUUCCUAAUUAAAACACAUUUUGGGUGUUUUAUAGUGGUGGUUGCAUAAGCUCUAGUCUCUGCUCUGAGCCCUUUUUAACAUCUCAUCAGCUAGUUAACGAUUCCACCAUGUCCCCAAAUUCCACAUUAUUUUCUGUGUGUGCGUUUUGUGGUGUUUGGUUCGGUGGGAAAGCCUGACUGGCUGUUGAGCUCGCUUUGCUCCUGGUGGGACACGCCGUCGUGGCCGAGGGAAUACGUGUAUUCUUUUUCGACAGAAGAAUAAAUAAGCUCAUGGUUUUUGCAUUUUUUCCCUCACGCGCACAUCACUCUCAAAUUGGAAGGUAGCUCUUAAUUUCAGGUGCUGGAAUCUCUAUGCCAAAACUUCCUUGACAAAAUCACAGUGCUGAGUUUCUUCCAGUCGCAUUCGCAUGGCAAAUACAUGCUAGCAGUUGCAGUUUCCAGGAGCUUUACUGACUUACUGGAGCAUAGAAUUAGGAGGAGAAAAACCCUUUCUACUUUAAUACUGUGUUAGACUCUGAAAGUCUGACAUCUCUGAGGACUAACGCUGGUGACCAGCGAGAAAGGAGCCCACUAGCGCUAUUUAACGUGAAGCACGGCUGCGAUACGUGUCAUUCAGCAUCGCUUUCUUUUGAAUGUUCUGAGUUUCCAGUAACUGUUCACGUUGGUGGAAUCAACUUUACGGUUUUGUUAUAGCUUAAUAGUGGCAUGCCUUAACAUUAUAUCUUUCUGUAACAAGAGCAACUAAUAAAAUGUUGGAGGUUUCCCAAAUGGUACCAAGAACAAAUAAUUUAACCUGAGUUCAGGAGACCUUAAAUGUUCUCAAUGUUUUAUUAAUACACACCUUUUCCAACACUGAGCCUGCAGAAAGUGCUGGGGGUUCGUUGCCUGACGUCUGGAGGAGUUGGCUGAGCUGAAAUUGCUGGUACAGCAAAGACCUGUUGAAAUGGCUGAGUCAUCUGUCAGCCUCUGGUUAUUCAGUUUCUAUUCUUUUACGGUUAGAUUGGGAUUAGGAAAAGCCAAUAUUAACGCUUCGGUUGCUAACAAAGAGCGAAAGACGCUCUAAGGUUCACAAUUAGCCUAAUUUACAGUUCGUGAAUCAUUUUGGUAUUGAGCGCUUGUGCGCACCUACACUUUCUCGGCACUGCAGGAGGGAUACAGCCGCUCAGCUUCUUGUAGCCAGAUGCUGGCUGGGUUUGUCACUGUCACAGGCUGGUUGUACAGACAUGAGUCCGAGGAGGCAGCGGGGCCCUGCCAUCAGCUGCCUGGGUCACAGUGCCACCUCCUGGGAGCCUCCGUGUCCCCACAGCCAGGACAGCUCUGGCCUCUGCGCUGUGAGCAGCUGCUCUCUGGGGCAUUGGAGGUUGUUGCUUGCUUUUCUUUUUGAAGGAGGCUCCCUGUUGCCUGCCUCAGCAGUUAUCGUGUUGGAUGUUUUCAAACCACAAACCACCCAGGCUCCUGCUGUGAAUAUCUGGUGUGUGAGCUCCGUUCCUUUUUUAUUUAAGGAGUGUGUUUGAUAGUUUAACUCAGAUUAUGAACUGAUACAGAGUUGUGGGGGCUGACUUCAUGGUUUUUUAAUUGAGGCUUUAUCCAUUAAAAGACUGUGAAGAGUUAUUCCUGGGGUUUGUUAGAUUUCCCUUUCACGUGUGCUUUUCUAUUUCUUUUAACAAGUUGGGUUUUUUGUGAAGACCUUCAAGGCAAUUAAUUGACUUGUUUUAAGAAUUAUUUGAUUAGUGUAGGUACUGCAUGCAUAGAAAUUACUCAUUAAAAGUUUCAAGACAUUUUGUAGGAAGUAUUGAUGUGCAGGCACAGCAGCUGCACUGACAUGAUAUACCCCAUUUUGAAGGAGCCAUAAUUGUCCAUUGUGUCAACUCGCAAACGAACGCAGUUUCCCACCGGACUUUCCACAAUAGACCAUAAUGACUGUCACUCCCAUCUCCUGUCACUUGUCUGCAUUAUGCAAAUGCACAGAGUCCAAGGGACCGUUUCCUUGGUGUUUAUCUUGAAUUGGUGCUUGCACAAAGAGGAGCUUCCCAGUGGUCUCGUAGUAACGAGGGUCUCACGUGAAGCUGUGACAGGAACCGCGGUGAAGGCGGACUGUCGGGCUCUGACUUCUAGCAGUGCCAUGAGGGCCCUUCUGAAUUGCCCGGUGUGAUCCUCACUGUCACGCUGCAAUACAAAGCUUCAUCUUGUCAGCUUAAGCCGCAGCCUUCUCUUUAGUUUGGGAUCCUUUUGAUUAACAUGUCCAUUCGUGUCACUGUCCCAUGUCUUGGUUUGCUCAAACUCGCUCCUGCUGCAGGAGCUUGUGUCACUUUGUUCAGGGUAUGGAAGCGAGUGCUGGAGCUGAUGGGGUGGCCGGUCGCUGUGGAAAUGUCCGUCUGCUCCCAGCAGGAGGUGCUUUGGCUCAGGGUUGGCUUGGAGCCAUGUAUGGGGAAUUUAUAACAAAUUAAGGAAUGUUUCCAACCUUUACAUAGACCAGGCUUUUUGUUUGUUUAUCCUUGACUAGGGAGGGAAGAAGGAGGGUGAAGAGACAGAAUCAACAGUAACUUACCCAAAGUACAUAUAGGUUGUGCUGCGUUAAAAAUGAAGUUUGCAUCUGUUACACCAGGGCUUCCCAACCGAUUUUUCAUAUGAGGUAUCUCCUUUUUUUUGUUUCCUUCUUUUUCUUAUGGGGAAACAGACCACUGAAUUUGUUUUGAUUGUUUUCUCUGGUUUUGUUCCCUUAAGCUAAACUAACUGAGACCCCUUCCUGAAUGUCACUGUCUGCUAGUAAGGCUGUUGGUUGGGAAGCCCUGAAUUCAACGGAGAAUGUAUCCGAUUUUUGUAGUUAUUGGGGUUUUUGUUUGUUUGAUUGUUUGUUUUGGUUUUUGAUUGUUUUUUACAGUGCUUUACAUCUAUCUAUACUGGACUGGCUUAAUACCAAAUGGUACUCUGAGGUCAUUGGAUGACAGUUUGACCAGAUUUGAUCGAUAGCUAGCGUUUAGGAGGCGUUUGUUCCCUAUGUAAGAUGUCAUAAUGCAAAUUUAAAUAGACUCAAUAAAAUGCAUGAAGUGUU
Columba livia (rock pigeon) is the source of this 6923-nucleotide messenger RNA. It is a transcript of the gene RLIM, whose product is annotated as ring finger protein, LIM domain interacting. Gene Ontology annotation, molecular function: ubiquitin protein ligase activity. The transcript is spliced from 4 exons. Gene Ontology annotation, cellular component: nucleoplasm; cytoplasm. Lineage: Eukaryota; Metazoa; Chordata; Aves; Columbiformes; Columbidae. Gene Ontology annotation, biological process: ubiquitin-dependent protein catabolic process; random inactivation of X chromosome; protein ubiquitination. Bases 367 to 2172 code for a protein of 601 amino acids. The record is from RefSeq and is a predicted model, not a curated record.